AUGGGCAAGAAAUCUUCUCGCCCACCGGCGUCAAAAACUUCCUCCGCAGCCGCGCCUGCUGCGGACGCUGCCACCAUGACUGCCAGCAAAUCGUCUAUUCUCCGGUCUGCUUUUUCGCCAUCCGAAUACCAAUUAGCCCUUUUCGCCUCGGUCAUCCAUGGACUCGACUCGCAACAUCUUCGUGUUCAUGACAUCCACACUGGCACCCUGCAGUGCGAACAUGCAGUAGCUCCUCGGGAAUCUAUUACAUCUUUGGAUUGGGGUUACUUCAAUGGCCAGCGGGAACAGAAUGGCCCGAAGAAAAAACGAAAGAGAAACUCAAAUGUCCACGGUGCUGUUGGUGAUGCUGUGAUUGCAUUUGGCACAAGUUCGUCCGACAUUCGCAUUUUUUCUCCAGAGGAGGGCAAAGUGCUUGGUUCCUUGAGCGGCGUGCAUAGUGGAGGAAUUCGAGACUUCAAGUUUACGGCUGGAAAUUCGACGGGAGAGGGGUGGAGUAUUGGGGAGGAUAAUAGACUUGUUCAGUGGGAUCUUCGUACCUGCCAAAGCAUUAGAACGAUCAAUAUACCGACGUCGUCUACCAUUUCAGCACUUGCGAGACCAACCCUCUCCGACACAUCGAUCAUUUGCGCAACUCAGACCCCCACUAUCCUGGAUGUCGAAAAGUUAGACACACAACCAAUGACGUUCCCUGCAAUGGCCAACCCAAUCCACACACUCCUUUCAUCGACUAAAAACUCCAAGGAUGGUAAUUUCCUCGCCGCCGAUAGUGCGCGCUACAUCACUGUUUUUGAUCCAAAGACGAAGGGAAUAGCUCACAGUCUAGUCGCGGAGAAGGAGGUGUCGUCUUUAUCUCUAUACUCUGCUGCCUCCUCAUUAAAGGAAGAUGGUGAUGUACUAUCUAAACAGGUUCUCGCUGUGUUGAUAAAUGAUGGAACUAUCGAAUUUUUCAACAGACCCUUUCUACAGUCUGGUAGCCAGGGUGGUACGAAACCUGCAAGCCUGAAGGCGAGGGCGAAACAAAUGACCCGCAAAGCCGACGCGGUGGUGAAAAUUGUUCAUCCCGAAUCCAGAAAAGGGUUGUCUGUUGUGCAGGCUGAUUUCCAAGGGUCAGAGCUGUUCAUCGCGUGGGCUGAGGGGGGGGUUAACGUUGUGUUUGAGCGUGUGAAAUGGAAAGCCCAAGAUACAGAGGAGCUUGCCUUUUCGGGGGUUAACGAAAUAGCGGCCCGUAAAUCUCCUUCGGUCCUCCGCUCUGCCGCUGUGCAGGAAACACGAAAUGCAAGUAAAUCGCACGUUAACGAGAACGGUGCUGCUAUCGAAUCCGGCGCAUUCACAGAUGAAGUCGAAAUGAAUGGCACAUAUGAGAGUGAUGCUGAAUCGAUAUUAGAAGAGGAUAUCUCGGAGGACGAUGAGAUAGAAAACCGGCCGACAAGGAAAAGCGACGCAUUGGCUAAUGGUUUUAAGGAUAACGAGGAUGUCGAAAUGCAAGAGGCUGCCGACUCUGGGGUUGAAGAAAACGACGAAGCUGGCGGAGAACCCACCUUUGGAGAAUUAGUGCAACGGAGCUCCGCUAUUGAUGUCGAGGCUGAGUUACAUGAUAAUUCUGGUGGCAGGGCUUUGAUCCCUGGAGCGUCAGACAAGACAGUCUAUCAAAUACCGUCGGGUGUAUCUCUAUCAACCGUUCUUUCGCAGGCGCUCAAAACAAACGACAUUGAUAUGUUAGAGUCUUGUUUCCAUGCUAGAGAUUUGAACAUCGUUCGCGCGACCAUCCAGCGACUGGACUCGACCCUCGCGGGCAUUUUACUCCAGAAGGUCGCCGAACGCAUGGCAGCCCGGCCCGGUCGAUAUGGACAUCUUCUUGUCUGGGUACAAUUCACGUGCAUCACUCACGGAGGAGCCAUCGCCGGAAACACCGACAUCCUACGAAGGAUGACAUCUUUAUACAAGGUUAUGGACCAACGCUCUCGUACCCUCCCUUCGUUACUUCUCCUCAAAGGUAAAUUGGACAUGUUGGACGCUCAGGUCAAGUUGAGACAAUCCAUGAGUGAAGACCGAACACACAGGGAGGGUGACGAUGAGGAAAUACUGGAAAGAGUCACUCACUACGCCGGCACUGCUACUGAUACCAGCGAAGCUGAGCGACGCCGCAAACGCAAGGCCGCAUCCAACACGCCACGCCUCAAAGCGACCGACACGGAAGAAGCUGAUGACCUCGAUGACAUUCCUAACGGAUUUGGACUCGGCGUCGAAUCCGACGAGGAAGAAGAAGGCAGCGACGAAGAUGCGGACGAAGACGGAGAUUUAAUCGACAUUGAAGCCGAAGAGUCAGACGCCGAGGAGUCUCUUGAAGAAAAUGAAGAUGAGGAUGACGACGACGACGAGGAUGAUGAUGAUGAUGACUCUGACGCAGGUAGCGAUAUGGGUGACUUCAUCGCUGAUUCUGAAGAGGAUGUAUCCGACGUCGAAGCUGUUCCUGCACCGCCUCCGAAAAAGGCCAAAUUGAGCGGCAAGGGUAAGAAGGGUGGUCGCUCAUAA
This is a messenger RNA of Talaromyces proteolyticus, 2532 nucleotides long. RefSeq names its product putative small nucleolar ribonucleoprotein complex component. Gene Ontology annotation, biological process: maturation of SSU-rRNA from tricistronic rRNA transcript (SSU-rRNA, 5.8S rRNA, LSU-rRNA). Gene Ontology annotation, molecular function: protein binding. The record is from RefSeq and is a predicted model, not a curated record. Gene Ontology annotation, cellular component: nucleolus. Bases 1 to 2532 code for a protein of 843 amino acids. The transcript has 2 exons. Lineage: Eukaryota; Fungi; Ascomycota; Eurotiomycetes; Eurotiales; Trichocomaceae.